Messenger RNA from Limulus polyphemus (Atlantic horseshoe crab), 695 nucleotides. Its product is annotated as Down syndrome cell adhesion molecule-like protein Dscam2. Gene Ontology annotation, molecular function: cell-cell adhesion mediator activity. Bases 111 to 695 code for a protein of 194 amino acids. Gene Ontology annotation, biological process: axon guidance; homophilic cell-cell adhesion; dendrite self-avoidance. The record is from RefSeq and is a predicted model, not a curated record. The transcript is spliced from 2 exons. Gene Ontology annotation, cellular component: plasma membrane; axon. NCBI's taxonomy places the organism in Eukaryota, Metazoa, Arthropoda, Merostomata, Xiphosura, Limulidae.
UAGCUCCUCUGCAAGCUCUUCUCGAGCCAAAACGACUUCUGGUAGAUGCAGGAAGCUCUGUAACUCUAACAUGUAACAUUACCGGUUAUCCAGUGGAAACAGUUUAUUGGAUGAAAAACCAGCGUCCUCUUGUGGUAGGAAGUAGUAGAGUUCGAAUAUUAUCUCGAGAUACGCUUCACCUCAGUUCAGUUAGUAGAGAGGAUAAAGGAGUGUACCAGUGCUACUCCAGAAAUAAGGAUAGUUCUACUCAAGCUUCUGUUGAACUAUUGCUAGGAGAGACUUCUCCCGUGUUCUUGGACAGUUUUAAUGAACAAACGAUCCAGCCUGGGCCUAGUGUUUCUUUACAUUGUAUUGCUUCUGGAACACCAUUACCUCAAGUCACUUGGUCAGUAGACGGGAUUCCUGUACGAGAUGACGAACGCGUGCGCGUUGGAGACUUCGUCAGUCGCAAUGGAAAUAUCGUCAGUCACGUGAACAUAAGCGAUACACAUGUGGAAGACGGUGGGCUGUACACUUGUACAGCCCAGAAUGAAGUUGGAAUAAUUCAAAAUUCCGCUAGACUAAACGUCUACGGACCGCCAACAAUUAAACCUUUACCAGACAGGUCAGUUGUGGCUGAGGAAGACGUGGUUCUACAUUGUCGCGUGGCGGGCUAUCCUAUUCAAGAAAUCAUUUGGGACAAAGGUAUGUCAUAA